UGGGGUAAAAAUGGCAGCUACGGGAGCCGGGUCUCCCAGCCGGUUGGUCCAGUAUGUUAUUGUCCGGUCGGAUCUGGUUCACAAGCUGUCCUGGCCCCUGGGAGCCGUUAUAACUCAGGCCUGUCAUGCCGCGACCGCCGCCAUCCACCUUCACUACGGAGACCCGGACACCCAGCGGUACCUGGCCGAGCUGGACUCCAUGCAUAAAGUGGUGCUGGGGGCCCCAGACGAGGCCGCCCUCUCCGGCCUAUCAGAGACUCUAACACAGGCCGGUGUGGCCCACAAGCUUUGGAUCGAACAACCAGAAAACAUCCCCACCUGUUUGGCUCUGAAGCCAUGUCCUAAAGAGACUGUCCAGCCGCUGCUGCGCAAGUUCAAACUCUUCAAAUGACUGCCUUGAAAGACACUGUCCAGCCAAGCACCGCAAUGCAUGUCAGUACCUAAUUUCAUCUAUCAGAGGUGAAUAAGAGUUAUGCGCUUCGUCUCAGUGCAGCCUAAACACCUGCAAUGUCCAAGAUUAAAGUU
This is a messenger RNA of Epinephelus fuscoguttatus (brown-marbled grouper), 525 nucleotides long. It is a transcript of the gene ptrhd1, whose product is annotated as peptidyl-tRNA hydrolase domain containing 1. The transcript has 2 exons. Lineage: Eukaryota; Metazoa; Chordata; Actinopteri; Perciformes; Serranidae. Gene Ontology annotation, molecular function: peptidyl-tRNA hydrolase activity. Bases 11 to 391 code for a protein of 126 amino acids. The record is from RefSeq and is a predicted model, not a curated record.